Messenger RNA from Thlaspi arvense, 777 nucleotides. The record is from the annotation of a GenBank genome assembly. NCBI's taxonomy places the organism in Eukaryota, Viridiplantae, Streptophyta, Magnoliopsida, Brassicales, Brassicaceae.
AUGACGAACACUUCAGAUUCCGACCCCAGUUUCAUUAUCCCAUUUGCUCCAUCGAAUGCAACUCUUCCGAGUUACAAUCAAACCCCAAGAAAAAAACGCACUAAAAUCUCCAAUAGCGAAACGGGUUCUUCUUCUUCUCCAAGGCCUAAACCGGUGGUCAAGAAACCAGACCCUAACGCUCCCAAAAUCACACGACCAUGCACCGAAUGUGGCAGACAGUUCUGGUCAUGGAAGGCACUCUUCGGUCACAUGAGAUGUCACCCUGAGCGUCAAUGGCGUGGCAUCAACCCUCCUCCUAACCACCAACGAACCGCCGCGUCACGAUCGUUGGUUUUGGAUGCAUCGGAGGAAGAUCAUAACAUUGCCUCUUAUUUACUAAUGUUGUCUCACCACUUUACCACCGGUUCAAGUGGAGAAGUGGAGUCACGGUUCGAGUGUGGAGGAGGAUCACAUCAAGCGUUAGCAACACAUGAACUUGUUCACUUAACCGAAGAUCCUCUUCCUCCUCCUCAUCACCAAGAGAUCGUUGAUCAGGAUCGUAAGGGCAAGAGAGUUAAGUUGGUCUCAGGGAUCAAUCAUCGAUGUUACAUCUGUUCUAAAGUGUUUUCGAGUGGUCGAGCUUUAGGUGGUCACAUGAGAUGUCAUUGGGAGAGAGAUCAAGAGGAGAAGAAUCAAGAUUCGAAUGUUAUCGAUCUCAAUGUUCCUGCAACGAAUCUUCCCGGUUCUUCUUCACACACAUUGCCCGAGUGUUCUUUAGAACUUAGGCUAGGGCUCUGA